AAAGAAAGAAUAGAGAGAAAGAAAUGGCAAGGACGAGAAGAAACAACAAAAAAGCUGCUGAAGAUACAUGUAUCUCAGAUUACAGUAUCUCACUUGAGGAAACUUGCUUGUUCUCAUAUGAGUCAAAUGAGCCAAAUAGAAUUGCUGGACGUAGCACAAGGGCUACUAAAAGUGUUACUGCUAACGAGAGUAUUGGAGGUACUAGAGUUGGUCGUGGUAAAAGGACUACCAAAUGUGAUACUGCUAAUGAGAGUAUGGGAAGUACUGGAGUUGGUCGUGGUACAAGAACUACUAAAAGUGUUACUUCUAAUGAGAGUGUUGGUGUUACUGGAAUUGGUCGUGGUAAAAGGACUACUAAAAUAGGUGUUACUGCUAAUGAGAGUGUUGGUGUUACUGGAAUUGGUCGUGGUAAAAGGACUACUAAAAGUAAGAAAUAAUGAAAAGA
Molecule: messenger RNA, 445 nt
Organism: Amphimedon queenslandica
Lineage: Eukaryota; Metazoa; Porifera; Demospongiae; Haplosclerida; Niphatidae
Exons: 6
Coding region: 24-437 (137 amino acids)
Source: RefSeq, a predicted model, not a curated record